AUGGAAAAUGAUUGUGGAAAGUAUGCACAAAAAUGUCCAAAAUGUCAGAUACACGGAGAUUUGAUUCGAAGGCCUCCACAUGAGCUUCAGGCAAUAAGUUCACCUUGGCUCUUCGUAGCUUGGGGCAUGGAUGUUAUCGGACCAAUAGAUCCAUCGGCAUCGAAUGGACAUAGAUUUAUUUUAGUCGCCAUUGAUUAUUUCACUAAGUGGGUUGAAGCUGCUUCAUACAAAGCCGUCACUAAGAAAGCGAUUGCAAAUUUCAUCAGGAAUAACUUGAUUUGUCGAUUCAGAGUGCCGGAAUCAAUCAUUACGGAUAAUGGGGCAAACUUAAAUAGUCACUUGAUGAGGUAUCGCACAACAGUUCGAACUUCCACCGGGGCUACCCCUUAUUUACUUGUCUAUGGGAGUGAAGCUGUGAUACCUGCUGAAGUUGAAAUACCUUCUCUAAGGAUUAUUCAGGAAGCUGGGCUGAGUAACGAAGAUUGGGCCCGCGCUCGCCAUGAGCAACUCAUGUUAAUUGUUGAGAAGAGAAUGGUCGUUGUAUGCCAUGGUCAGCUGUAUCAACAUAGGAUGGUUCGUGCUUUUAACAAAAAGGUGAGAGCUCGAACAUUUGAAGUGGGGCAACUGCUUCUCAAGCGAAUAUUCCCUCACCAAGAGGAAUACAAGGGCAAAUUCGCUCCAAACUGGCAAAGUCCAUACGUAGUUCACAAAGUACUAUCUGGAGGAGCUCUGAUUUUGUCUGAGAUGGAUGAGUUAAUAUACAAAAUGAGCGUCUCUUUCAAAAAUCCCCGAGCAAAAUGGGAGCCACAACAGAGAAUUAAUACCCAAGAACGGUAUUUUAGACUGGUCGAUCAACUGGAAAUUCCAGAGUCGACAACAUCAUCUCCUAGCGGUAGCGGUUCUACUGAUAGCUCGGGUUCCCAUUUUGCUGCCCUGCAACAGACGACGACAUCCGUGACAGCUUGUCAGGAGUCUGAUGACUUAUCACUGAUGCCGUCAGCUCCUCUGCAAUUUUGGCUCUUGUUGCCUAAGGUUGACGACGACGAUGAUGACAUAUCAAGAGUUUGA
Messenger RNA from Capsicum annuum, 1068 nucleotides. RefSeq lists its product as uncharacterized. NCBI's taxonomy places the organism in Eukaryota, Viridiplantae, Streptophyta, Magnoliopsida, Solanales, Solanaceae. Gene Ontology annotation, molecular function: nucleic acid binding. The record is from RefSeq and is a predicted model, not a curated record. The coding region runs from base 1 to 1068 and encodes 355 amino acids. The transcript is spliced from 5 exons. Gene Ontology annotation, biological process: DNA integration.